Molecule: messenger RNA, 2869 nt
Organism: Diospyros lotus (date-plum)
Lineage: Eukaryota; Viridiplantae; Streptophyta; Magnoliopsida; Ericales; Ebenaceae
Product: serine/threonine-protein kinase 1
Exons: 18
Coding region: 32-2599 (855 amino acids)
Biological process (GO): protein phosphorylation; regulation of MAPK cascade; intracellular signal transduction
Molecular function (GO): protein kinase activity; ATP binding
Source: RefSeq, a predicted model, not a curated record
UCUCUCUCUUUCUAUCUCUCUCUCUCUCUUUAUGGACUUCUCUCCGACCGGUCGCCGGAUGCGGGGAGCUCCGGCAAAGGCCGACAUCUACUCAACCGUCGUCGUCCACGACGACGAGAGCGAAGAACAACAAGAACCUCCCAGAGGCAAAGACAAAGGCAAAGGCAAAGGCAAAGGGAAAACCAAAGAAGAGGAAGACAUCUACGCCACAAUGUUGUAUAAGGACGAUCACAACAACGACGAAGACGAUCUCCCUCCCCUACUCAAACGCCUCCCCAAAGAUUUUGGAGCAAUUGACGGCGGUGAAGACGACGACGCCGGGAGCAUCUCCGGCACCGUGAUCGUGAAGACUGAUCGCGGUGGUAAUCGCAACAGAUCGUCCUCGUCGUCAUUCUCAGCGGGUUGGAGGCCGCGUAGUGCGCCGUUGGACUGGCAACGGGCCGCGACUCCGAGGACGAGGGUUCAGGAGGAGGAGGGGGCAGAUUUCUCAACGUUCGUCGUGAGAUCUACUGUGAGGAAUAGGGAUGACGAAAGGGAUGGUAGAGAGCGAGAGUCGGUUUCCUCGACGGUGGUGAGGAGGACGGGAGGCACGGGGGGAUCGGCGUCGACGACGACGACGACGACGAUGAGUAGGGCGGUGGCGAGUAUGCAAGCAAUGGGGGACUUGGGGUUUGAGAAGAAGCAGAAGAAGAGGAGCGAAGGAAGUAGUGUUGCUGCUUCUGGUUUCUCGGAUUAUCACGACGAAGGCAGGCAUGGACUAGCGAGUAAAGUCUCGUCAAGUUCCAUUCCGGACAGCGUUACCAGGGAAGAUCCUAGUUCCAAGUACGAAUUGCUUCACGAACUCGGGAAAGGUUCUUAUGGGGCAGUCUAUAAAGCUAGAGAUAUAAGGACUUCAGAAUUGGUGGCUAUUAAAGUUAUAUCAUUGUCUGAAGGGGAGGAGGGGUACGAAGAAAUACGAGGAGAAAUUGAGAUGUUGCAGCAAUGUAGUCAUCCAAAUGUUGUCCGCUACCUUGGGAGCUAUCAGGGAGACGAAUACCUCUGGAUUGUAAUGGAGUACUGUGGAGGUGGAAGUGUGGCAGACUUGAUGAAUGUUACGGAUGCGCCUUUAGAAGAAUACCAGUUAGCAUAUAUUUGUAGGGAAGCACUGAAGGGUCUGUCUUAUUUGCAUUCAAUCUUUAAAGUACAUAGAGAUAUUAAAGGUGGUAAUAUCUUGUUGACGGAACAAGGGGAGGUCAAAUUGGGUGAUUUUGGUGUUGCAGCCCAAUUGACAAGAACCAUGUCCAAGCGUAACACGUUCAUUGGCACUCCCCAUUGGAUGGCUCCAGAAGUUAUUCAGGAAAAUCGUUAUGAUGGAAAGGUGGAUGUGUGGGCACUAGGAGUGUCCGCAAUUGAAAUGGCAGAGGGUCUGCCUCCUAGAUCAACAGUGCAUCCAAUGAGGGUAUUGUUCAUGAUAUCCAUUGAACCAGCUCCAAUGCUUGAGGAUAAAGAGAAAUGGUCACUUUUGUUUCAUGACUUUAUUGCAAAGUGCCUCACAAAAGAUCCACGUCUACGUCCUACUGCAUCUGAGAUGCUAAAGCACAAAUUCAUUGAGAAAUGCCAAUCAGGGCCUUCCAUAAUGCUGCCCAAGAUUGAGAAGGCUAGGAAAAUUAGAGCCUCUAUGGUUUUGCAAGAACAAAAUAUUGAUACAGGGACCCUAAUGCCAGGAGAUGGAGCAUUGGGAGGUCCAAAUGUCAACGAAGAAUAUGGAGAUACUGUUCCAUCAAGGCCUCAUGAUGGACUUCAGCUUACCAGUAGAAUGUCAGUUGUGAGUGGUACAACACAAAAUCAGUUCAUUUCUGAUGCUGUGGAAUUGGCCGGAGAAGGAGAUUUUGGGACUGUAAUAGUUCAUGGAGUUGAGAAAGAUAAAGCAUCAACUGAAGCACCCACGCGCAAUGCAAUGGGAGCCUCACCAGGUCCUUGGAAUGUCGAAGCAGCCCCUUUCAGUGGCUCAGGAGAUAAAUCAAUUGACCCCUGGGAUCAAAAUGCAGUCAGGAUGGAUGCAGACAGCUUUCCGAUCAGAGAAUCUCAACCUAUUUCACAGACCAUUCAAGUCUCUCCUCCAGAAUCAAACUUUAACAUAAAUAGCGUUUCUCAAGCACAGACUGGAAAUGUUGGUGGUAUUGGCAAGAGCUCAUUUAAAAAUGAAACCGUUAGUAAGAAAGCAUUGGAUAAGCUUUGGUCAAUAUAUGCUGCUGGUAAUACAGUCCCCAUUCCAUUCUUGAGGGCAACUGAUAUAUCACCCAUUGCACUGUUAUCGGACAAUGUUCCUGGGGGAUGGCAGCGAGAUAAAGGUGGAUCCAUAGGUGUUGAAGCUGUGCAAGAACUUUUUACCAGUGAUGGGCAGUCCAAAAAGGGCAGAAGGGGACAGAAUGAGGUUCCCCUUCCUCCAAGUGUGUACCAAAGGCUCACAUCAAGUUCUACGCUGCUGAAUCUCACCCAGGCUUUGGCCUACCACAGAAUGUGUUAUGAAGAGAUGCCACUUCAGGAAGUGCAAGCGGUGCAAGAGCAACAAACCAUUCAAAACCUUUGUGAUACAAUUCGAACUAUUCUACGAUUGUAGAUAUGUAGUAGUGGACCUCAUGCUCGAUUGCUGUACAUUAGCAUUGCUCUCAUUUUUGCUCACAUUUUAUCUUGUAUGUAGUGUUGUGUAAUUUAUUUUAGUAUGUUAAAUGCUGAUAUAAAUUUUGUAGAUCUUUGACAAUUUGGCAAGGCAUUAGGAUAUGGCUAGUUGCUUUGUCUUUACACAAUCUUGCUCUUCUGUUUGGUUGUGAGCUUCUCUUGGUGUUAAGUUGGCCCUUCACACUUCCCCUUAUGCUGGUUUUUUUGCCAC